This is a messenger RNA of Aphanomyces invadans, 683 nucleotides long. RefSeq lists its product as hypothetical. Gene Ontology annotation, cellular component: cytoplasm. The record is from RefSeq and is a predicted model, not a curated record. Gene Ontology annotation, molecular function: phosphatase activity. Gene Ontology annotation, biological process: protein dephosphorylation. The coding region runs from base 33 to 587 and encodes 184 amino acids. Lineage: Eukaryota; Oomycota; Saprolegniomycetes; Saprolegniales; Verrucalvaceae. The transcript is spliced from 7 exons.
GUCCGAUCGAGGCGGCGGUGGCGUGUGACGCCAUGAAUGCCCAGUUGGAAGGACAGCGCAAGGACGACGACGUGGACGCCGAGUAUGAAGAGCUGAUUCCACCAGAGAACUUUGCUAUGGUCGAGAGAGGCCUGUACCGAAGCGGGUUCCCGAAGAAGAAGAACUUUCCGUUCCUCAAGACGUUGGGCCUCAAGUCCAUCCUGACUUUAGUUCUGGAGGACUAUCCGCUGUCCAACACAGAAUUCAACAAACUCCACAACGUCACGCUGCUGCAAUUCGGCGUGCCGGGAAACAAAGAGCCGUUCGUGGACAUUCCUGAGAAAGGCAUUGCCGCCGCGCUCAGUGCCGUUCUUGAUCAACGGAAUCAUCCGAUGCUAAUCCACUGCAACAAAGGAAAGCAUCGCACGGGAUGCCUCGUCGGGUGUUUGCGCAAGGUCCAGCGAUGGGCGUUCAGCUCCAUCUUUGACGAAUACAUUCGAUUCUCACACCCGAAACCACGCAUGAUGGAUCAACAGUUUAUCGAACUCUUUAAGACCGAGCUCGUCAAGGAAUCCGCCGACAGUCGACCUGCAUGGCCAGGAUUAUAAAUGCCAUCGCAAUCCAAGCAAAAAAACACGCGUUCACAUAUCGGAGGUCGGCUACAUUUGCGUUUGCAGGUCGGUGGCCGGUCGCGUGGUUCCUUU